AUGCCACAGGGUAUACUUUCCACAUGGCUCUACUUUCGUUACUUCGCUUGGCAUCUGGUCGUUGCUGCCUCAUGGCUCAUACGCGUCGCUGUCGUGUCAGUAUCGUGGCUCAUUUUUGUGCCUUACGCAACACUGCGCAUCUGGACCUCCUAUAUUCAUUCCUGCGACUGGUUUGCCGAACUAGUGCUUCAGCAGCCCGUUGCAUCGAUGAAGCUAAAGCAGACGGAUAUUGCAGCGCAUUCCACCGACUCGGCUAUCGCGGUCGUCAGCCGAUACAUCGUUCGUGAGCUUACGAAGGACUGGCCCAUGGCUGCUGGACUUACGAUCUUUGUUAUUUCCGCAUUUGUCGGUGUUUUUAUCCUGCGCGAGUAUAUCGUAAAUGCAGAAAUUGGUCUAAAUGACCGGGAAAAUGACGUGGUGAUCGAGCGCGCGCAUGAGGAUGAAAUGCAACAGAUCGGCCAAGAAGCCCUUGCGCUAGCUCGUGAGCGUGCGCAACGGAUGCGUGAAGUCGAUGUUGAUGAGAUCGUGCGCCAGGAUGAAGCGCAGCAUGGUCACGGGAACGUGGCUAGCCCCACCAACGCGCCCGUAUCUUCGGCACAAAGUGACGAUGACGAGUGGGAAGACGAGCAAGACGAUGCGAUUGAGCGCAACCACGAACCGAUGGUGUGGGAGACGCGCAUGCACUUAGAGCCUCGGCGCAGGUCGCCGGGCUCAUUGACGCCUGCAGCACCCCCUAACGAGGACAACGACGAAUGGAUCGAUGAAGCCGAGUCGAGCCACGAGCAGGAACACCAUGGACAUGAGUCAGAGGAGCAAGACCAACAGCUGGCACCACUUCCUGCGCCAGCUGAUCCUGAUGACGAAGCUGAUGAAAAUGCUGAAGGCGACGAGCAGGACGAUGAGAUUGAUGACAAUCCUGAACAUAUGGCCGAAGACAUUGAUACUUUAUUGCAUGCUAUUGGACUACGUGGGACCUGGAUCAGCCUGGGCCAAAACUUGGUUCUGGUUCAAAUGCUAAUUAUCAUGACGAUGUCGGUAUGUGUAGCUGUGCCGUAUGGCAUAGGCCGUGUACUGGGCUUCCGCGUGUACGAUAUGCUGCUUCUACCAGCGAGAGCACUGCGCAUCGUGACAGAUCCUGUGUUUGAGCUUAUGAUUGACAGCAUGUUUCGGCUACUCCCAGCAGAAAAUAUGUCUGCGCCGCCCGCGCCUAGUGUGUCGACGGUGCAGUUUGCGUAUCUGAGCCCUGUUAGGCAAUUGGUCACGCAGGCGACCAGUGCUGUCGAUGCAUGCACUCGUGGCGGCUAUUUCUGGGAACGUGCUCUUUGUGUUAUUCUAGGCCAUCUGUACAUUUUGGCGGGUCUGAAGCUGGAGGCACGCUUCGGCUCGCUCCUUCACGGCGGUUCAACGGAACUUGUGGGCGUCGUUGUUAAGUACUAUGGAACUGUACUCAAGUGCCUGUUUCUCAUGCUGCUUGACCUCGUCGGCUGCCCGCUGUUCUACGGUAUUUUCAUUGACUGGUGUCUCAUGCCUCUGUUUGAAGGUGCAUCACUCGCGACGCUCAUUGGCUAUGCACAAACAGCGCCCGUAUCGUUCACCUUCUCUCAUUGGCUCUCAGGGACUUUGUUCAUGUUUCUCUUUGCACAGUUUCUCAGUGCGAUCCGCUCUGUUGUGCGUCCUGGCGUGAUGUGCUGGAUCCGCGACAAUAGCGAUCCUGACUUCCAGCCAGUUCCCGAGGCUGUGGAAGAUAAAAUGUUCCACCCAGCUACGCAAAAUGGCCGAGUCCCAGUGUGA
This is a messenger RNA of Malassezia globosa CBS 7966, 1791 nucleotides long. RefSeq lists its product as uncharacterized. The coding region runs from base 1 to 1791 and encodes 596 amino acids. Gene Ontology annotation, cellular component: endoplasmic reticulum membrane. Lineage: Eukaryota; Fungi; Basidiomycota; Malasseziomycetes; Malasseziales; Malasseziaceae. The record is from RefSeq and is a predicted model, not a curated record. The transcript has a single exon.